CUCCUUAAGACAGUCUAUUGUUAGGUUAGAUUAGGUUUAGUGUGGUUAGGUAAAUAUGUUAAAUAAUAAACGUUUGCCAAUAUAAUGCAAGCAACAGAGGCUUUGUCCGUGUGUGUGUGUGUGUGUGUGUGUGUGUGUGUGUGUGUGUGUGUGUUUCCCGUGAACUAAUUAUCUCAUAACUUACCUACACCCUGACAUAACUCACCCUGACAUAACUCACCCUGACAUAACUACCCCUUGACAUAACUACCCCCUGACAUAACUACCCCCUGACAUAACUAAUUCCCUUAAUCUACCUGGACCAAAAUAGCCUUAAAUGAGAGCUAACAUGACACCUGUUCACCAUAUUAACUCACAGGUCAUUUACCUCAGGUGUGUUGCUGAGAUGGACACAAACCAACGCGUAUUUACGACUCUGUUACGUGUAGUCGACCCGGACUGAUGACUCAAUAUUCUACAUAUAUAUUAUACAGUAUCUCAGUCGUUAUAUUUGUGUUUAUUAUCAUCAUAGUGAAUAACAAAGCGUACUCAAUUUGUACUCAAGAUAUGAUUAAUAAGACAUUGUUCUAUAGUACUGGUUGAGUGAAUAUGUACUCAAUAUAUACACAGGAUAUGAUAAAUAAGACAUUAAAUUAAAGCAAAAUUAUUAGUUACUGAGAGAGACAUAAGUGAGCAAUGAUGAAAUAAAAGAAAACACCAAGAGGCAAUAACUACACCGAUAAGUUGUUCAGCAGUGGACAGUUAAAUAUUGACUUCCAGCACAGUACCCGCAGGUGGAUGUGACACAGUACCCGCAGGUGGAUGUAACACGACUCAAGUACACGCCCACAUUAAGUCCUGGGCUGCCCUGCUGAGGUAGUGUACUUUGACAGCGUCCUACAGAGCUGACUGAACCCACCCACACACGUGCAGCUUUAUACGUCCUCGUCCACCACAAACGCCCACGUCCAUCUACAUACGCCCACGCUUAGCUCCACACACAGACACCCACAACUUGGGAGAGCUGCCCGUGGGUUAUGAUAGUGGGGGCGCUGAUGGACUGGGCUGAAGACUUCAACACCACAAUGGGCGGCGAAGACCUCGUCAUAGGCCAAGGCACCAACGAGGAGGUGGUGGGCGGCGGGGACGAGUGGCCGCCCACUCCGCCCAUACAUUCUGACCUCCACAACCUGACCAGUCAUCACCCCAACGAAACGCAGAUAAUGGCUCGCCCUGAGGUACUGGGACCCGGGUACCACAAGCAACUGCGUCAGGGUAUCCUCGGCGUGAUGUUCUUGGUGGCACUGGUGGGCAAUUCUCGGGUCAUGUGGAGUCUGAGGAGCAAGUGGGGCAAGAGAGGACGAAUGACCAUCCUCAGCUUCAACCUGACCUUAGCUGACACGCUCGUCGUCCUCAGUACCAUUUUAGGUAAGUACUUCACAUCCUCGUCCUUCGUCUUCAUCCCUGGUAAGUACUUCAUCAUCCUCGUCCUUCGUCUUCAUCCUGGGUAA
Homarus americanus (American lobster) is the source of this 1490-nucleotide messenger RNA. RefSeq lists its product as uncharacterized. The transcript has 2 exons. The record is from RefSeq and is a predicted model, not a curated record. Lineage: Eukaryota; Metazoa; Arthropoda; Malacostraca; Decapoda; Nephropidae. Bases 1017 to 1490 code for a protein of 157 amino acids.